Molecule: messenger RNA, 354 nt
Organism: Mitosporidium daphniae
Lineage: Eukaryota; Fungi; Microsporidia
Exons: 2
Coding region: 1-354 (117 amino acids)
Source: RefSeq, a predicted model, not a curated record
AUGGGAACAAUAUCGAAUAUGCUAAAUUGUGCGGAGCGCCUGUGGGAUUGGCGAUCUCUCAAAAAACUUGCAGUUAUUCAUGGAAAAGAAAAAAAUUGUCUAAAUUCUUGCACCUCGAGUUUUGCCUCAAGGGCUCCUUUUUAUCAAGAGGAUAAGACUACGGUUGAUGGUAUUGAGAUUAUCAAAGAAGCCAAGAAAAUAAUGGAGCAAAAUAUAUCUCAAGCCCCCAAGCUUGGACUUGAUUUUAGAUUUGGGCGUGUGCCUUACCCUGAUUCUUCGUUUGAACAAAAAAUUAUGACAAGUGCCAGGAUUAUCAGCGUAAAGUUUCAAAUUAAUUUAUCGCGGCCAGGCUAG